Scleropages formosus (Asian bonytongue) is the source of this 1570-nucleotide messenger RNA. RefSeq names its product acidic leucine-rich nuclear phosphoprotein 32 family member B-like. Gene Ontology annotation, cellular component: nucleus. The transcript has 7 exons. Bases 176 to 961 code for a protein of 261 amino acids. Gene Ontology annotation, biological process: regulation of apoptotic process. NCBI's taxonomy places the organism in Eukaryota, Metazoa, Chordata, Actinopteri, Osteoglossiformes, Osteoglossidae. Gene Ontology annotation, molecular function: histone binding. The record is from RefSeq and is a predicted model, not a curated record.
CUUUGUUUCAACUUGGCGCCUUGCUUUGAUACAUGAUAAAAAACCGUGCGCUCUGUAGCGGAUCGCGGUUUUCCGAUUUACGGCGUUUUUUAAAAAAACAAUUUUAGAUAUAAGGUUCCGGCUUUCGACCACGAUUCAUAAAUAUUUUAAAACAUCGGCCGACACAGGGAACAGCAUGGAAAUGGAAAAGAGGAUCAACCUGGAACUUCGAAACGGGAAACCCUCCGAGGCGAAGGAGCUGGUUUUAGAUAACUGUCGAUCCGAGGAUGGGAAAAUCCGGGGUCUCACAGAUGAAUUUAUCAAUCUGGAGUUCCUAAGUAUGAGCAGCAUAAGUCUGGUCUCUUUAGAUGAUCUGCCCAAACUGCCCAAGCUCCGCAAGCUGGAGCUGAGUGGCAAUCGUGUCUCUGGGGGCCUCGAGGCCCUUGCAGAGCGAACCCCCGGCCUAACGCACCUCAACUUGAGUGGGAACCGGAUCAAGGACCUGAGAACCCUUGAGCCCCUGAAGAAGCUACCCCUGCUGAAGAGCCUGGACCUGUUCAACUGUGAGGUGACCCUGCUUCUGGACUAUCGAGACAGCGUCUUCGAGCUCCUACCUCAGAUCACCUACCUGGAUGGUUUUGACGCAGAUGACCAGGAGGCCUUGGACUCUGACCCGGACGGACUGGAGGAGGAUCAGGCUGAGGAUGGAGAUAGCUCGAGUGAGGAUGAGGAAGAUGGAGAGUCAGAUGUAGAAGAGGACAAAGAUGAUGAUGAUGAUGAUGACGAUGACGACGAGGAUGGUGACGAAGAUGAUGAUGAGGACGAUGAUGACUGCGAUGAAGAUGAAAAUGAAGAAGGAGAGAGCGAAGAGCUGGAUGAGGAAGAUGAGGAGGAUGCGGAGGAUGCCGAAGAGCUUAGUCGGGGGGAGAAGAGAAAGAGGGGGCACAACUAUGAUGAUGAGAACAAUGAUGAAGAUGACUGAAUAUAGAGACACUGUUUUUCGGGCUACGCAACAGCAAGGACUGCUGAAACCAGUUUUCGUCGAGUGUCUGGGGUGGGAUGUCAGCAGUCAAUAACUGACGUUGCGCGAGAAAAUUCGCAGAGUUCGAAGUGGAGUUCCAUCGAACGAACCUUUUCCUCCUUUCAGGAAACACCUUUUUUGAUGGGUCACACCUGAAAUUUUAUUUACACACACACACCCAAAACCAUUGUCCUAGUGCUGUUUAAAACUAACCAGGAUUGAAAGAAAUGUUUUUCUACUGUCUGCUGGGUUGAGUUUGUGUACAUAGGGCACCAAAGUGAAGCAGAAAGUGUAUAUAAUCAUGUAUAGCUUUUGUAGUUUUUCUAACAAUUUUGCAAUAUGUUUUGCAGUUUGCAUUAAGUGUCUUAGAAUAUUAGGUUUAAAAUUAGCUGUCAGAAGAUUUUUUUAAUUUAUUGUUUGAACACCCUAAGUUCUGUUUCAACAGAAUGCAGGUAACAGUUGGAAUAACUAAUUCUACACCUGUAGAUUUGUAAUGGAUCAUGUCUCCCAUGUGUCAUAAACCAUCUAAACUUUUGUUGUUUUGUAUGUGCUUUGUUGUACUCGAGUUCU